AUGCCGCAGCCCCGCAGGAAAGCUGUCGCGUCUCUCGUCGAUGCCCUGACACCGUGGGAACGUUGGCAUCUCCGCACACAGAUGAACGCGCUGUCCAUCGGACUGGCCCGCCUCCCCGACCUCCCCGCCGAAGUCAUCGCCAUGAUCGGCUCGCAUCUCCACUUCAGCGACAUCGCAUCGUGCCGCGCCGUCUCCAAGGCUUGGAGCUGCGCCUGGACACAGGACGAAGCCGCCAGAGACCUUCUGCGCCAUUUCUACCCUGGUCUGCUGGAGACGGCCUCGGCUGCCGUGCCGCGGCGCCCCGCGUUGCGAGUCUUCGACGAGGCCUCUCGCAGGAGUCGUCGCCGUCAAGCCUGCCGCUUCACUGCGUGUUUGGCGGAGAACACGGCGGAGCUAUUGCGGUUUGAAGUGACGGAAGGCCCGCCGGCGCUGUCGCCAGAUCCAGCCGUCCACCCGGAACGGAAGUUUCCGGUCAUGCAUCCCCCAGCACAAGAUGUGGACGAAUUUGGCUUCUCUGGGCGUCCAAGGGAAUGGCCUAAUCAGUAUUGCCACGGGCGAUACCUGUGGCAGCUGGACGACUGCUGCUUCUACCUCGACAACUUUGACACGGGCGUGGUGUAUAACAUAGCACUCCAGGAGUUCCGGACCGUGUCACUGCCCUCGCGACUCGAACGAUGCUAUGCAGACUGUAUGAGCAUCGGCCUCGUCUUAUACCCCGUAUCGGAGAUGUACCUUUGGCGAUGGGACGAAGGCCUGCAAGCGCUCGAGGUAGCGCCUCCCCAGCGCGCCUCUUCAGAGCAGUAUGGCGAGACAUCCUUCAUGUUCCACCCCACAAAGCCCAAGGUCUUCUCGAUCGUGACGCUCUACAGGACGGGAGGCGAUCGCUCUGAGUCAGAUUCGGAAGACGAGUCGACCUACAGUCUUCACCUCCACGUCAGUGAGUAUGAAGAUAGGCAACUUCGCAUGACCAAGACGCACGAACGCACGAAUCUUGCCAGCAGAUGCAGCACCCCGGUCCCCCCGCAACAACAAGGCAUCAGAAGGACCGACAGAGACCAGUUUCACUGGUCAUCGCAGAAGGCCCUCCAUCCAAUCAAUACGCACGGCACUCAUGCCUUGUUGGUCGAUAGUCUGUCGUCAGAAGACGUCGCGCUGGUCUGA
Verticillium alfalfae VaMs.102 is the source of this 1161-nucleotide messenger RNA. RefSeq lists its product with no specific name. Gene Ontology annotation, molecular function: protein binding. Bases 1 to 1161 code for a protein of 386 amino acids. The transcript has 2 exons. The record is from RefSeq and is a predicted model, not a curated record. Lineage: Eukaryota; Fungi; Ascomycota; Sordariomycetes; Glomerellales; Plectosphaerellaceae.